GUAGUUUGGUUGCACUCGCAUCAGGCCUGUGUCAGUGUGUGACGGGCACCGGUGCACCCGGAGCUCAGUGUGUGUGUGCGCGCGCGCGCGCUUCCCCGGCGGCAGGGCUGGAGCUCAAACUACACCAGCGAUGUCAGACGCCGAACCUUCCGCGAAACUUUAACUCGCCAACAUGUCGGAUGUCACCAAAACCGUGCAGAGAUGGCACGCGAGUUUUAAAAAGGCCACGGACUUUGAUUCGUGGGGGCAGCUGGUGGAAGCCAUCGAUGAAUAUCAAAUAUUGGCAAGACAACUUCAGAAAGCAGUGCAGUCAACAAACUCGCACGAUUUUACAGAAGAACAAAAGAAAACCCUGGGAAAAUGUGCAACAUGCCUUGAAAUGAGAAGCGCAGCGCUGCAGAACACACCCUCUCAAGAUGACUUCAAGUUAGAAGACCUGAAACAACUGGAACCCAUCAUUAAGAAUAUUCUGACUUACAACAAAGAUUUUCCAUUUGAUGUCCAACCGGUGCCUUUGAGGAAAAUUCUGGCACCGGGAGAGGAGGAAAACCUGGAGGUCGAGGAGGAGUCGGAUGCUGGUACUGGAGCGGGUUCAACACCAUCAUUCACCUCCAGAGUGCCAGGUACUUUGUUGCCGAGGUUACCGUCAGAGCCCGGGAUGACAUUACUGACACUAACCAUAGAGAAGAUCGGUCUGAAGGACGCAGGGCAAUGCAUUGAUCCUUACAUCACCGUCAGUGUUAAAGAUGUGAACGGAAUAGAUCUGAAUCCAGUUCAGGACACGCCGGUGGCCACACAGAAGGAAGACACGUACAUUCAUUUCAGUGUGGACGUGGAAAUCCAGAAACAUGUCGAAAAACUACCCAAAGGAGCAGCUAUUUUCUUUGAAUUCAAGCACUACAAACCCAAGAAAAGAUUCACAAGCACUAAAUGUUUCGCCUUUAUGGAAAUGGACGAAAUCAAACCAGGUGCCAUUGUCAUAGAACUGUACAAGAAACCAACAGACUUCAAGAGGAAAAAACUCAACCUCCUCACCAAGAAGCCGCUGUUCCUGCAUCUUCAUCAAACGUUACACAAAGACUGAACCAAAACGGACGGGACGGGACUGACAUACAUGAACCACAAACGUGUUUUUAUCCUCUCAGAUCUUCGGCGAUGUGAUUUGGGAUGAUCAGCAUGUCAGAGAGAGACUGUUUCAAAUGGACGUUCUGGUGCAUUUAUGUUUUGUACAAAUGCUCUGUAUAAUGAUUUGUGAUGAUAAACAAUAACGCUUGGGCAACGAAACGCACUUUUAUUAUCUGACAGAUGAUGUUAUGACUGAAGCACGAAACUGGUUAAUGCUUACAACCCACAAACAUUUGUGUAACACAGAGCACUAACUGAUUCACAUGAAGGAUGCAGCUGGGAAGAACUUCAUCUGUCAAAUUAAUAAUUUGAGAAAUAUGUUCAUUUCAGUUUAAAGAAAAUAUUCUGUUCCGGUUUAAAUAACACUCACAUCAAGCCCAAUCUUUCCUUUCUAGUGAAGAUAUCAGUAUUUACAGAGAAAACAACUAAUGAAGAUAUAUUCACCCUGACCGUUUAAUGACUCGUGUUGAUGUUGACCGUCUGAAUCACACAAACUAAAGCUACAGUUCAAAAUCAAAGUGUUGCGUUUCUAUGAAAAUUUUAUACGUGUUGUUCGAUAAAAAGAUUUCUGUCUUGUGUGGGUUGUUAUAUUGCUUUUCAUGUCUCAUUUCUAAUAAAAGACAAUGCUGCGUGA
Molecule: messenger RNA, 1759 nt
Organism: Triplophysa rosa
Lineage: Eukaryota; Metazoa; Chordata; Actinopteri; Cypriniformes; Nemacheilidae
Gene: aida
Product: axin interactor, dorsalization associated
Exons: 10
Coding region: 173-1084 (303 amino acids)
Biological process (GO): determination of ventral identity
Cellular component (GO): membrane
Molecular function (GO): phosphatidylinositol binding
Source: RefSeq, a predicted model, not a curated record